UUUUAACCGUCUGCCGCCGCCUCGCUGCACUUUGUGUGAGGAAAAACGUGAAACCGCUGUAAUUUUGUCUUCCAACAGAGUAAACCACCGCAUAAAAAACAUGGAUUUGGACUCCAUGAAGUAUGCAGAUUUGCGAAGCCUUGCUAAGGAGCUUGGGCUUAAAGCAAACAUGAAGGCAGAUAAACUCCUGAAGGCGAUUAAACAGCAUUAUGAGCAAGAGAGGCAGCAGCAACCAGAGGACGGCAAGGAGCCAGAGGGAGGUGCUCCUGACGCCCAAGAAAACAAAAAUGGAGCACCAGAGGAGGAGGAUGCAGCUUGUGAUGAACGAGUUCCCACCAAACUGUUUGUGACUAAACGUCGUGGGAAAGGAGCAAAAGCCAAGAGGAAGAUCUCUGACACUGAUGGAGUAGCCGAGUGUGAUCCCAACUUGACAUUUACUGUAGCAGAGAAGGAUGAUGAAGUUGCUGAGUCUGGAAGCACCAAGAGAAGACGGGUGUCCUCGAGCAGGCAGGCUGGGACAAACAUCCAGCCUAAUGAUGCCCAGCCAAACACUGAGCAACCGCCUGAGGUCAAAGAUGAAGCACACAUGCCUGGUAAUGGAGAAAAUGAACCCAAAGCGGCAAGGGCAGGUAAAAUCCCCCGCCAUGAAGGGCUUCUGAGGAAGAGCAAGCCACUGUUGAAGCCAAAUACUCCCAACUUCAAAAAGCUCCAUGAGGCUCACUUUAACAAAAUGGAAUCCAUCGACAACUACAUGCAGAGGAAGAACAAGCAGAUGGAGGCUUACAGAAAUUCAGUUAAAGAACUGAAGAAGCUUUCAGAGAAAACCAUCUCACAGAAAACUGGUGGCAAAAUCCAAACAGCGAAAUCCACUCGAUCCUCCAUGUUCAGCCCUGUGGUGCCGAACAAGAGGCCAGAUGAGAACAAGCGCAGAGCAUCUGCCCUCUCGGCCAGUAAGCCUCCGCCAAACAAACCUGCUCAGAAGGAGGACGCUCCUUUCAGACCGUCUGUCCUUUCCACCCGCAGGAUCAAUGUUCGGUUCUCACAGGCCACCCAGGAUAAUGAGCAUAAGGGGUCCUUGUUGAAGACACCAGCACGAAUGUCACCCUAUGUGACCUCAAGCACCCCAGGAAAGCUGACCAGUGAUGGAGAGAAGCCCAACAAUAUCAAGAGCUCAGCUCUCUCUGCCACAAAGACGCCAGGAGCAUUUGUUUUCACCGCCAACACAAGCAUCUCAAACACACCUGGUACAAAGAAGCCAGUGUUUGAUCUGAAGGCGAGUCUGUCUCGUCCCCUCGGCUACAAGCCCCACAAAGGAAAACUGAAGCCAUUUGCAGACGUCAAAGAAAACACUGCUGCAAACAAGUCUCUCAUCUCCCACUCGCAUCAGAAAAAUUACAAAAAACACCAAGUCCAAACAAGGGAGGACAGGAGAGCAAAACACAAGGACGACAGGAAGCAGAAGAAGGAGAGUAUGCUCGGGGCCAGGAGGGGCCUUGUCUUGAUGUAAAUAUCUCGCGCUUGUUAUUAGACGUCUGUACAGCCUGUCUUUCCACUGUAAAUAUUCUGUCUGAUUGUAAUUAGCAGUCAAGUCUCCUUUUUAAGAGACUGGACUGGCUUACCCUUAUUGCUUUGUUUCUAGCCUUUUUGGUGGUUUAGAGUUUAGUUUUAACUGAAGGAUUUUGACUUUGAAUGAUGCAUUUUAUGGAUUUUACCGUUUAGAGUGUCCAUGUCCUGUUGCUGCAUUUGAAACUUUUGUAUUGUAAUAUUCUUCUUAAAAAAAAAAAAAAACCUGCUUUGUUACUUUUUUGUUCAACAUGAAUAUAAAGUCAUUGUUUCAAAACCU
Molecule: messenger RNA, 1843 nt
Organism: Myripristis murdjan (pinecone soldierfish)
Lineage: Eukaryota; Metazoa; Chordata; Actinopteri; Holocentriformes; Holocentridae
Gene: nusap1
Product: nucleolar and spindle associated protein 1
Exons: 12
Coding region: 101-1507 (468 amino acids)
Biological process (GO): establishment of mitotic spindle localization; mitotic cytokinesis; mitotic chromosome condensation
Cellular component (GO): microtubule; mitotic spindle; nucleolus
Molecular function (GO): microtubule binding
Source: RefSeq, a predicted model, not a curated record